AUGUCCCCCAGUCUAGCCAGGGAAGUGCUGGCAGUGCACGCACCAGUGAACAACCACGACAUGGUUGGAUAUUUCAUGCGAAACGUAUGGGAUGACAAGGGUGCCAUCGCGGCCAUGGAUCAGAAUGUGCUCUGGGGGAGAAUCCAUCGUGCAGUCUACCAGCUCAAUCGGGAACCCUUUCUCUCGCAGGCCGGUCACGUUGUGACUACGAAUAUCGAGAAAGAAACACUACGCCUGGUGUCUUCUAAGGUUCCGGUGUCCACUUUAAAGAGGCAGCAGAGAGCAGCCGUUGUGGUUCACAGUCCAACGGAGUACGAGGCCUCUUUCUUCCCCUUGAUCCGCCAUUUCGUGGCUGAUAUGGUCCUGCCGGCUCUCUAUGGCGCGGGAUUCAUGGAAAAAUACCCCGACAUUGCAGCUGACUUGUUCCAAUUUGACUCCAACUUUGAUUUGUUCCUCAUGGGUCUCCCUCCCUGGAUGCCUUUGCCAGGCCUGCGAGAGAGCGCCGCGGCUCGGGACCGCGUGAAAAAGGCAAUGGAAGAUCUCCACGACGCUAUUAAAAAUAUAGAAGCUGCAGGUCACCGGAAUGACGUUGAUGUCAGCAGCGUCAUGAAGGAGCGCGUCCGACUGUGGGAGGAGGCCGUUGGGGGUUCGUCCUGCAGUAAAGAGGCAUACAUUGCAUCCCAUGCAUUCCUCCUAUGGGUAACCCUGAUAAACGCCAAUGUGAUUGUCUUCUGGCUGCUAUUCCAUAUCUACCAGGACCCGUCUCUUCUCGCCGCCAUCCGCGGGGAGGUGUCGCCCUUUGUUCAAGUCCAAGAUGGCCACACCGUCAAACUCGACCCGCCAGCCAUCCGGACACAAACGCCCCUGCUGCAGUCUGCCUUUUUGGAAACAAUGCGGCUCUAUACACAGAGCAAUAGCUUUAAGAAUGUCCAGGCGGAUUUCACGGUCUCGGAAUCCGAGAGCGACCAAUAUAUCCGCGAGUCCAGCCUCGACGGAUCGAAGGACCGUCAGGGGUAUCCUGCAUCACACUCGCAGAGGGUGUAUCAGCUCCAGAAGGGAGACAUGAUCUGCGUUCCAUUCGGUGUGCAUCAAUCCGACCCUCGAUACUGGGACCAUCCCGAGAAAUUCGACGGCCGACGGUUUCUCACGCAGGGAGGCAUUGCAGGAAAGACGGGCGCCAGACCGUUGGUGGACUACACACGUAUCAGCCCCUGGGGCUCAGGGGCAUCCCUGUGUAAAGGGCAGAAGCUCUCAUCUCGAGAAGUGCUCGAGAUUGCGGCUGCUAUCCUGGUCUGCUGGGACAUGGAGCCUGCUGGGACGACGGAAUGGGUGCAUCCAGGUCUUGCCAGGGCCGGGGGUACUGCAGUUCCCAAGGCAGAUUUCAGAGGUAGAUUACGGCGAAGGGUGCCUUGA
Molecule: messenger RNA, 1413 nt
Organism: Aspergillus puulaauensis
Lineage: Eukaryota; Fungi; Ascomycota; Eurotiomycetes; Eurotiales; Aspergillaceae
Product: cytochrome P450
Exons: 1
Coding region: 1-1413 (470 amino acids)
Molecular function (GO): monooxygenase activity; heme binding; iron ion binding
Source: RefSeq, a predicted model, not a curated record